Oncorhynchus gorbuscha (pink salmon) is the source of this 1452-nucleotide messenger RNA. RefSeq names its product zinc finger protein 84-like. Gene Ontology annotation, molecular function: RNA polymerase II cis-regulatory region sequence-specific DNA binding; DNA-binding transcription factor activity. The annotation marks the transcript as partial. Gene Ontology annotation, biological process: regulation of transcription by RNA polymerase II. NCBI's taxonomy places the organism in Eukaryota, Metazoa, Chordata, Actinopteri, Salmoniformes, Salmonidae. The transcript is spliced from 8 exons. The record is from RefSeq and is a predicted model, not a curated record.
GACCCUGGUGACCGAUCGAGACCCAAACCCAAAGAGUCCCUGGGUGAAACUCUGGGACUGAAAAUUAUAGUUGAAGAACUGGAGAAAGAAGAGGAGGCGAGAGAAGAAGAUGAGGAAGUUGGUGGUUUGAUCAAUUCCGACGGAGAGGAAGAAAAAGCCCUGUCCCGGUCUUUGUUAGCGGUGAGAUUCCCUCUACAUCAACAGAACCAGAACAACACCAAAACAUCCAGGAGAAACGAUACAGAACCAAGAAGCCUCACCUCUGCUCGGGAGAAACCCUACCACUGUUCUGUCUGCGGGAAGAGGUUCAUCCAGCGAGGGAAUCUGUUAAAACACCAGAAGGUCCAUCGCAGGAUGCACACCGGGGAGAGACCUUACCAGUGCUCUGUCUGUGGGGAGAGCUUCAACUCAACAGCAAACCUGAGGAAACACAGACAGUCCCACACUGGAGAUAAAGGGUCUGCUAACAUGAAGAGGGGUCGGCUCCUGAGGUCGUCCUACACUGGAGAGGGGUCUGCUGCUAUUACGGGAGGAUUUCAGACUGCUGGAGGUGAUGCUCUGGGAAGCGUGGUCAAAGAUAAAAGCUCUCUGGAUCCUGACCCAGGCCACGGUGAAGGCUGCAGUCAAACAUCUACCAUAUAUAUCGAGAGUAAAGAAGAAGAGGAGGAGGAGGAGGAAGUUGGUGGUUUGAUAAAUUCUGAAGGAGAAGAAGUUCAUUGGGAUUACCUCAGUCCUGGAUCUUCAGCAUUGCAGGGCCCGAAGUCAGUUUCUGAAAGGUUUGAGAACCAAGUUGAAGACGAGGAUGAUGUGGAAGAAGAGGAAAUUGGUGGUCUGAUCAAUUCAGACGGAGAAGAAAUUGGUUGGGAUCGUCAUCGUAUCAGACAGCGUGUCAGCCGUCCUUCUGACAGCGAGGAGAGUCCCUCCGCAUCAGGAGAACCUGAACAACACCAGGAGGAUCCCAACAACACCAAGUCUCACCACUGCUUUAGAUGUGGGAAAGACUUUGCCAACAUCUCUAACCUACGGCGACACCAGAAGAGACACUCAGGAGAGAGUUCCGAACACAGAUCUGACAGCGAAGCCAGGAAGUCCCACUGCUGCCCAGAAUGUGGAAGAGACUGUAAGAAGCUAUCAGCUCUACAAAAACACAUGAAGAUCCACACAGGAGAGAAGCCGUACCCUUGCUCCGUGUGUGGGAAACAGUUCCGUGAAAGAACAGCCCUCCGCGACCACCAGAAAGUGCACACGAGAGAAAAACCUUACCCUUGCCCCGACUGUGGGAAGAGGUUCGCUCACUCAGGAGCUAUGAAGAGACACCUGCUGACGCACACCGGAGAAAAACCUUACUCCUGCUCUGUGUGUGGGAGGAGCUACACCCAGAUAGGGCGACUGAGAGAACACGGCGAACACACAGGUCGGUUCUAUGUUAAGUUUAGAUGUUCGGCUGUUUAG